Molecule: messenger RNA, 1470 nt
Organism: Rhinichthys klamathensis goyatoka
Lineage: Eukaryota; Metazoa; Chordata; Actinopteri; Cypriniformes; Leuciscidae
Product: solute carrier family 12 member 9-like
Exons: 9
Coding region: 36-1451 (471 amino acids)
Biological process (GO): potassium ion import across plasma membrane; chloride ion homeostasis; potassium ion homeostasis
Cellular component (GO): membrane
Molecular function (GO): potassium:chloride symporter activity
Source: RefSeq, a predicted model, not a curated record
CGCAGUCAGAGAGGAACUGAGCGUCAGUCACGAGCAUGUCUGAGCGCGCGCCACUGCUGCAUUACCGGCUCUCGGCCAGCGUUACCGAGUCCGGGGAACACCGGGAACACCUGGAGAACCGGGAGAACCGGGCCGGGGGAGACCAUGAGGAGGACCAGCCGAGCACUGCGACCGGGCGCCGGAAACCCGCCGCGAAACAGCCGCACAAACUCAACACUUUCUUCGGCGUGGUGAUUCCCACACUACUGUCUAUGUUCAGUGUGGUGCUGUUCCUGAGGAUAGGUUUUGUUGUGGGUCAGUGUGGCCUGUAUCAGACGAUAGCCAUGCUUCUGGUGGCGUAUUUCAUCAUCAGCAUGACGGUUCUGUCAGUGUGUGCGAUCUCAACCAACGGAGCGCUGGACGCCGGAGGAGCGUACUAUAUGAUCAGUCGUGCUCUGGGUCCAGAGUUCGGCGGCAGCAUCGGGAUCAUGUUCUUCUUGGCUAACGUGUGCGGCAGCGCCCUUUAUGUGCUGGGGCUGGUGGAGGCCAUGCUCACGACCUUCGGUGUUCCUGAAGAGGGCUCGUCUCUGGCCGUGUCCCGGUACGCUGUGUUGCCGGGCGGAUACUGGUGGUCUCUUCUAUACGGCACAGUUCUUCUGCUGGUGUGUUUACUGGUGUGUCUCAUCGGAGCUCACAUCUACGCCAAAGCCACCUUCAUCAUCUUCAUCCUCGUCAUGGUGGUUCUGGGCACCAUCUUCGUCAGCUUCUUCGCCGUGCCGUUUCGCACCGUCCAGCUUCCCGGACACACCAACACCUCGGUCGGGCCGACCAGCGCCAACUUCACCGGCUUCAAGCUCGACACGCUCAUGGGAAACGUGCAAGCUGAGUACACGGUGGACUACACGACUGGAGUGAUGAUGUCGUUCGCCACAGUGUUUGCCGUGAUGUUUAACGGAUGCACUGGGAUCAUGGCCGGAUCAAACAUGUCCGGCGAUCUGCAGAACCCGAGUUACUCUAUUCCUCGAGGCACAAUCACAGCCGUCAUCUUCACCUUCAUCAUCUACAACCUGCUGAGUGUGCUGAUCUCCUGCACAUGUGACCGGGUUCUCCUGCAGAAAGAUUACGGUUUCCUCCGAGACAUUAACGUCUGGCACCCCUUCGUGACCAUCGGUGUGUAUUCCUCGACGCUCUCCGCUGCCAUGAGUAAUCUGAUCGGAGCUUCCCGAAUCCUGUACGCUCUGGCGCGGGACGACCUGUUCGGAAAGGCUCUGUCUCCAGCCAAACGCAUAUCCGGCAGUGGGAACCCCUGGGUGUCUGUUCUCUUCUCCUGGUUUAUCGUACAGCUGGUGUUGUUCUCAGGGAAGUUGAACACUAUAGCGAGUAUCGUGAGCAUUUUCUUCCUGCUGGUCUACGCAACUGUGGAUCUGGCCUGUCUGGCGCUGGAAUGGGCGUCCGCCCCAAACUUCAGGUGAUGAUCCCUGUUUUAUUAAU